UGCGGAAAGGAGACUGUGCCUGAGGGAUGCCGACUGUACCAGUGCUCUCCGUCUCUGGGGACAACCAGGAUGGGAGGCGACUGGGCAUCUGGAUGGAGACGGAGAGGACUCCGAAUAUUUUACCCCCGAGUGGGUCAAAGGGACCGUGCAGAUAUUAUCUUGGCAGGAGAAGGAGUCCUUGGCCAGGGUUGCUCCUAACAGGCUACAUUUUGAGUUCUUGCCUAUCUCUGGCCUCCGCCUUGAACUACACCAUCCUGGUCACGGUGGACCCCUGGUUUCCUCUGGUGGGAAUGGGCGCCACCCUCGUCGCCAAGGGCGGCAUGGAGAACUUCAUCUCCUGCAGCUGGUACCGGUGGGAGAUCUCCGACCCGAGCCUGAUCCUGGUCUAUGACACAUCGACGAAGAAAGUGCAGCACAAGCCCGCCUACACGGGGCGGGAGACCCUGAGAAAGAACUGCUCCUUGUACAUUGAGAAACUCUCCAUUGAAGACAUUACAUACUUUUUCAUCCUUAAAAACAGCACAACUUCCUCUGAAGCAGGGCAGGUUUUCUUGGUGAUCAAAGAGGGUUUGCCACACAAGAAACAGCCCAAAGGCCUCUCCGGAGGAGCCAUUGCUGGGAUUUUUGUGAUUUGCGUCGUUUUUGCCUCCGCCGUUGCUAUCGUCACCUCCUACAAAAUCAUCGCCAGUUCAAUGGGGCGCAACAACGAGCUGUCUUAAUCCAGAAUAUUGCCAAACUGGGAAGGAGCGCCAACCAGGCCCAUCUUUCGUCCAGGAGAGAAGCUGCGUCCAUAUGGAAGCCAUGACGAAAUGGUUCCGGGCAUUUGGUCCAGUACCUAAAUCUAUCCAGAACCCCAAAACAAAACCUGAUUUAUCCCCAUGUUCAAAAAAAAUACAUGCUUUAAGACAUA
Messenger RNA from Anolis carolinensis (green anole), 910 nucleotides. RefSeq lists its product as uncharacterized. Bases 27 to 719 code for a protein of 230 amino acids. The record is from RefSeq and is a predicted model, not a curated record. NCBI's taxonomy places the organism in Eukaryota, Metazoa, Chordata, Lepidosauria, Squamata, Anolidae. The transcript is spliced from 4 exons.